Spirometra erinaceieuropaei is the source of this 921-nucleotide messenger RNA. NCBI's taxonomy places the organism in Eukaryota, Metazoa, Platyhelminthes, Cestoda, Diphyllobothriidea, Diphyllobothriidae. The record is from the annotation of a GenBank genome assembly.
AUGUGGCUCAGUGAGCAUCCAGGACUAACACCAAGCUGGCAUGAUCAGAAGAAGAAGCGAUCGCUGGAACAAUGGCUUUAUUCGCCUGACGUUUCGGAUUCUCUCUUGAAUCCAUCAUCAGAGACAGUUGCAGAAAUCGAGACCGUCCACCUACUCCUACGAAACAAAUACGAUGAAACGGAGAAUCGUCUCGGACAUGCCCAAGUCCUUCAGCUCCUAAAGUUCUGUCUCAGGACGUACUUCACGUUUGACGGAACAAUCUACGAGCAAGUGAAGGGAACACCAAUGGGCUCGCCAAUUUCGGGAUUCAUCGCCGAGGCGGUGCUACAGCGGUUGGAGUCGCUGGUCUUCCAACACCACAGACCGAAAUUCUGGGCUCGGUAUGUGGACGAUACCUUCGUCGUCAUCGAACGGGAUCAGGUGCUAUCGUUCAAAGAACGUCUCAACAGCGUGUUCCCGGACAUACAAUUCACGAUGGAGGAGGAAGAGAAUAACCAGCUGGCAUUCCUUGAUGUCCUCGUCUGUCGCAAAGAUUGUGGUGGCCUAAAGACCAAAGUGUUCAGAAAAGCAACGAACGCGACGCAAAUUCUGAACUUCAACAGUAACCACCCAAUCUGCCACAAACGCAGUUGCGUAAGAACGCUAUUUCGGCGUGUUGAGACGCACUGCAGUGAACCGGAAGACAAGGUUGCCGAAUCCCAAUAUCUUCAACAGGUUUUCCGAGAAAACGGUUACCCGCGCAACUUCGUCAACCAGUGCCUGCGCAAACGAGACGAGCGACAAAAUCGCGCCGACCCCAAAUUCUGGCGAGCGAUCCCGUACAUCAAGAACGUCUCCGAGGCCGUUAGCCGCCUUCUUGCACCACUUGGGGUUGGAGUUGCGCACAGACCGGAGGCCACCAUGAGGCGUCAAGUGAUGUGA